GGCUCCUGCGCUCCACCGCGCCUUCCACCUGCCCUACAGCCUGAUCGCCUCUCGCUUGGGAACUGCAGCUCGGCUCGAAAUGGACCCCAACUGCUCCUGCGCCACUGGUGGCUCCUGCACCUGCCCUGGCUCCUGCACGUGCAAAGAGUGCAAAUGUGCGUCCUGCAAGAAGAGCUGCUGCUCCUGCUGCCCCGUGGGCUGUGCCAAGUGUGCCCAGGGCUGCGUCUGCAGAGGGGCGUCGAACAAGUGCAGCUGCUGCGCCUGAUGUCAGGAGAGCCCAUCUCCCAGAUGGAAAUGGAAGAACAUGAACAAACCUAGAUAUUUUUCAUGUUGCCCUGACCCAUUUCCUGUGGUUCUCUUCAUUACUAAAUAUGUGAACAAUAAAAAAAAGUUAUUCUGA
Lemur catta (Ring-tailed lemur) is the source of this 400-nucleotide messenger RNA. Its product is annotated as metallothionein-1E-like. The coding region runs from base 80 to 265 and encodes 61 amino acids. Gene Ontology annotation, molecular function: metal ion binding. The transcript has 3 exons. Lineage: Eukaryota; Metazoa; Chordata; Mammalia; Primates; Lemuridae. The record is from RefSeq and is a predicted model, not a curated record.